AUGCCCUAUGGUUGGUCUCCAACAAUUCUGUUCUUUCUGCUCACAGGUCAUCUUAGUUACCCUUGGUGCGUCGGGAUUGAAGGUGUCGAGGAUUAUCCUCGGUUGUGCCGCAUGAGUCCCGAUUGGUUCAAUUGGGUGCAAGACGAAGAGGAGAGCAUCAGACAAAUUAAGGCGGCCUACGAUGCUGGAAUUAACGAUUUUGACACCGCCAAUAUAUAUUCCAACGGUCAAUCGGAGGUGGUCUUGGGAAAGGCUAUCAAGGAACACAAGUUUUCGCGGGACAAAAUCGUUGUAAUGACCAAGAUGCAAGCCCGUCAUGACGUAGUAAAAGCCGGAUACGUUCGGUAUAUUAGGAUGUCGAACUAUCGCGCUUGGCAAUUCCGUGUUAUGCAAAACUAUGUGCUGCACAAUCGUCUUACGCCUUUUAUUUCAAUGCAGAAUGACUAUAACCAUCUCUACCGUGAAGACGAGGACGAGAUGUUCCCAACGCUAACGUUCCAGCAUUUCGGGGUUGCUUCUGUACCUUGGUCAGCACUCGCUCGUGGAGCACUUGUGAUGCCCCUCAGCCGGCAGCUUGCGUUGCCUAAUGACGAUAGGUAUCUUUCCUUUAUGAUCGCUUCUUCCACCGUCCAUGAUGCGUUGCAGAAUCGUUGGAGGCCGCCAGGAAUGGCACAAUACGACCAUCAGGUGGAGGAGAUAGCUGAGCGAAGGCAUAUCACUAUGACACAAGUGGCCAUAGCAUGGUCUUUGGCUCGAGAAGGAAUUUGUGCCUUGGUUGUCGGCGCGUCUUCGACCGAUCAUCUCCUGAAUGCCUUGGGUAUCACAUUCCUUCUCUUCUUGCCUUCGCACGGAUACGGUAUAAACGUAACACUAACACCGGGAGAAAUUCAUUUUGUUGUCCAUCCGUUGAUCGUUGUCAGGAAGGAGAAUACUAUGAAACGAUGCAUGUGGAUAAGAAAAUUCAAGAGAACGACUGAAAAAAGAGAAAAUAAUGCGACGGGAAGCUAUACCUGUAGUUUAGGCCGUUUCACCAAUAUAUGGCGUUUCAAGCCUGGAAGCGGCCAUUGGGCGGAAGCCGCAGAGGACUUCCGGGUGUCUAGAUCGUCUGUGCCUCUUGGAUAA
Messenger RNA from Desarmillaria tabescens, 1122 nucleotides. RefSeq names its product NADP-dependent oxidoreductase domain-containing protein. The transcript has 13 exons. Lineage: Eukaryota; Fungi; Basidiomycota; Agaricomycetes; Agaricales; Physalacriaceae. The record is from RefSeq and is a predicted model, not a curated record. The coding region runs from base 1 to 1122 and encodes 373 amino acids.